This is a messenger RNA of Oncorhynchus mykiss (rainbow trout), 753 nucleotides long. The record is from RefSeq and is a predicted model, not a curated record. Lineage: Eukaryota; Metazoa; Chordata; Actinopteri; Salmoniformes; Salmonidae.
AUGACCUAUACUAACCAGUUUGAUUACCUAGAACUAACCAGGCUCCCCCUCGCUGUGUCUGCCGGGAGGGACAGAGACUGUCUACAGGCUGGGGACACCUGCUCCAGUGAUGACGCGUGCAGCCCUCGUCUGCGGACGCUGAGACAGUGUGUGGCGGGGGACGGCAGCGUGAAGCUGGGCCCUGGGGCCAGGAACCAGUGUGAGAACGCAGUCACGGCCCUGCUGUCCUCCCCGCUGCACGGCUGCCAGUGUAAACGAGGCAUGAAGAGAGAGAAGAACUGCCUCAGUAUCUAUUGGAGCCUGCACCAGUCUGUCCUGCAUGGACUGAGCCUGGUGGAGAGUUACCCUUACGAACCCGAAGAGAGGGGCUUCGACUACGUACGCCUGGCCUCCAUCGCUGCAGGUGAGUCUGUUGGCAUAGCGACGGUGAACCGUUGUCUGGACGCGGCGAAGGCGUGUAACGUGGACGAGACGUGUCAGAAGCUCCGUACGGAAUACGUCUCGGCCUGCAUCCAGCCGUCGGCCCGCUCAGGCCCCUGUAACAGAGCCAGGUGUGACAAGGCUCUCAGGAAGUUCUUCGACCGGGUCCCUCCUGACUACACCCACCAGCUGCUGUUCUGCCCCUGCACAGACACGGCGUGCACUGAGAGACGGAGACAGACCAUCGUACCAGCCUGCUCCUAUGAAGACAAAGACAAACCCAACUGUCUGGCUGCACUGCGACUCUGCAGGGCUGACUACGUCUGCAGGUAG